This is a messenger RNA of Siniperca chuatsi (mandarin fish), 3188 nucleotides long. It is a transcript of the gene nr1d2a, whose product is annotated as nuclear receptor subfamily 1, group D, member 2a. Lineage: Eukaryota; Metazoa; Chordata; Actinopteri; Centrarchiformes; Sinipercidae. Bases 277 to 2097 code for a protein of 606 amino acids. Gene Ontology annotation, biological process: cell differentiation; positive regulation of transcription by RNA polymerase II; negative regulation of transcription by RNA polymerase II. The record is from RefSeq and is a predicted model, not a curated record. The transcript is spliced from 8 exons. Gene Ontology annotation, molecular function: nuclear receptor activity; RNA polymerase II cis-regulatory region sequence-specific DNA binding; zinc ion binding.
UUGAAUAACCCGCAGUCACUCACAACAAGGAGGGAGUUCCUCCGAUCCAGACGCGUGUUCUCCGCUUCUUGUUCUCUCUCUGAGACUCGGACCUGCAGAUUAUUUGUCGAAAUAGACUCCUGAUGUGAACUUUUAACACCUUUUAACUCGUUGUACUCGCAAACAAUCGCCAAGUUUAGCCUCCGUCGUGUUCAUGACAGUGGCAGAAGUCGCGACAGAGACAGUUGAGUUUAGUUGAAUAUCUGUUGGGAGAUUUUGCUUUUUCCUCGACCGGAGAUGCCUGAGGACGUUGGGACAGCCAAGCCUGGAGGAGUCAUUGCCUAUAUUUCCUCUGGCUCAGCCUCCAGCCCAGAGUCCUGUAUGAGCACCAGCCCCAGAAGCGGCUACCUGUCGACAUCACCGACUCUGUCCCGCCCCUCGCUGCCCAGCAGGGCCGUGGGCAUGGUGGUGGAUAUCUCUCCGCCGGGCAAGAAUGGCCACCAGCGUAGCCACGGCAUGGAGAAGGCGGGGCGCUCCUCCACAUCUGCCAAGAGCAGCAUCACCAAAAUCAAUGGCAUGGUGCUGUUGUGCAAGGUGUGUGGUGAUGUGGCCUCGGGCUUCCACUAUGGCGUCCAUGCUUGCGAAGGCUGCAAGGGCUUCUUCAGGAGAAGCAUCCAGCAAAACAUCCAGUACAAGAAGUGUCUUAAGAUGGAGAGCUGCACCAUCAUGAGGAUCAACAGGAACCGCUGCCAGCAGUGUCGGUUCAAGAAGUGUCUGGCUGUCGGCAUGUCCAGAGAUGCUGUCCGAUUUGGCCGCAUCCCAAAGCGGGAAAAGCAGAGGAUGCUGCUGGAGAUGCAGAACGCCAUGAACAACAUGAUGAGCAACAACAGCCAGCUGCACAGCAUGCUGCACGGCCACCAGAGCCCGUCGCUGCCAGUGGAGGCCAUGACCAACGAUGCCAGCUCCUCAUCCUCCUCCUCUGCUUCUGAUUCCCCGUCGUGCUCCAACCCCUCCUCCCCGCAGUGCCCCCAGGACUCAGAGUCUGUGGUUUCCAUGGACACCAACUCCAGCUCUGCUUCCUCUUGCGCAUCUGACAGCGGCGAGGACGAGGCCGUCGUUACGAUGAGCAGGCAGCACCAAGACGCCUUCGCGUUCAGCCAGCAGAGGUCGCCGAGACAGGGCCAGGCCUCGCCUUCGCCGGUCACGGUCGCCCUGGAGACGCGGUGCGACGGCCGCAUGGAGGAGCAACAGGAGAGCUGGAACUGCUGGAACAGCAAUGUGGUUUUGAGAGGUUACCAGCACAGUUCUUACAGUAACAGCCAACACGUCACCGACACUGCUUACAGGGAGGAGGGGGGAGUUUACCAGCAGCAGCCUCAGCAGCAGCAGCAGCAGCAGCUCAACAGCACCCCUAGCUGUAAACCAUCAGAAGACAGCCAAAGACAGCAUGAAUUUAACACACAAACUGCCUCAAGUGGUUAUAAUGGACCAACCAACUGCGUGAAUAACAGAGCACACUUGGUCUGUCCGAUGAACACGUCACCCUACGUGGACCCCCGCAAGCCGAGCCAGGAGAUCUGGGAGGAGUUCUCCAUGAGCUUCACCCCCGCCGUGCGGGAGGUGGUCGACUUCGCCAAGAGGAUCCCGGGCUUCCGUGACCUCCCCGAGCACGACCAAGUCAGCCUGCUGAAAGCUGGAACUUUCGAGGUGCUGAUGGUUCGAUUCGCCUCUCUGUUCAACAUGGUCGAGCGGACGGUGACCUUCUUGAGCGGCAAGCGCUACAGCCUCGACACGCUACGGUCGCUGGGCGCCGGCGAGCUGCUCAACUCCAUGUGCGAGUUCAGCGAGAAGCUGGUGGCGCUGCAGCUCGACUCGGACGAAAUGAGCCUCUUCACAGCCGUGGUGCUUGUCUCAGCCGAUCGCUCAGGGAUCCAGGACCUAAACUCAAUUGAGGCCCUGCAGGAUAAACUGAUCCGGGCACUGCGAAACCUGGUGAUACAGAACCACGGCGACGAGGCGGCCACCACCUUCACCAAGCUGCUGCUCAAGCUUCCCGAGCUGCGUUCACUCAACAAUAUGCACUCAGAGGAGCUGCUCUCCUUCAAAGUUCACCCUUGAAAGCUUCCUACGGGGGUACAUCCGUGCCCUCCACCUUAUCCACACACCUCCACCAGGACCUGCCUCUUACUGCCCCCUCACCUUCUGUUUUCGACCAACCCAGUUGCGUGUUUGUUUCUAGAAUGUAUUAAAAGUUAUUUUUUAUUCUAUUUUUGUUAAGUAGACUGUGUGAGAAGAAUAGAAGAGAGAAAAAUAUAAAACUGUACUGUAUUUAUAGAAGAGAUAGCUUACGCUUGUUGCACACAAGCAAGUGCGCGUGUGUCAGAGGUUCUUAGUUUUGCAAAGAAGAGUACUUAACUGGCUUUAUGAAAUGAUGAGAGUAGAAACCAACUAGUGAAUCCAAAAGCCAAUUAAUUCCAAAGUGUAUUCUCUGAUAAGCAGGAGAAUGUGAGAGACAAUAUAUACCUUGCAUACUGCAUGUUUGUUUGGUCGAAUAUUGUGACUGAUACAUGUUGGCGAGAAAGGCAAGCUAUCAGAAAAUGAACGGAAGAAUGUCUGACGAUUGCUGCUAAUGCAUGGCUGUACUUAAUGCGAACAACUAUUACUUGGAUCUUCUCCCCUUGCUCCAGAAAGCAUCAGUUCAUUGUUUCAGUGUGUAUAGUGUUGUGUAUAUUUUCUUUUCUUUUGUUUUUUUGUACGUGUUCAAGUCCAUGUGAACUGCCUGUACACUGCCUGGUGAUUUCUGGGGGAGUCGAUGACGACAUUUCAUCAGCAACACUACAUUUGUACAUGUUCUGGAGCAGAAAAACCAAGUAACACAAAAUCCACAAAAGGUGUGACACAGCAUCAUGUAAAGGCUACAUGUAAAUGUAGUUACACGCAAGUGUUUUUGCUGUUUUCCAACUUUCUGAGGGUUUUUUUGUCAUCUUUUUUUUUAUUUUAAUCAAACUUUGUGUGCUUUCAGCAUAGCACUGAAUCUUGACACUUGUUUUUGUUAUCCAUUUUGUUGAAAUAUCUGUUUCUUCGGCUGGCAACACUGCCAUAUGUAAAUAACUAUAUAAAUAUAAAUAUAUAUAUAUAUAUAUAUAUAUAAAUAUCUGAUGGACAGAAUAUAAAUAUGAUAUAGUAUGAAUAAAUACAAGUGAAGAAUA